AGUGCCCGGCCCAAACGCCUUAUUAAAACAUUAAAAGACCGCCCAUCCUUCCGUGUCCGCUUCACGCAGUUCCGACCAUGUCUCGCCCCCAGCUGUCCGGAAACCGCCCCCUGAGCGAGGCUGACCCUGUCAUGGCAGGCCUCGUGCAGGCGGAGAAGGAGAGGCAGAUGAAGUGCAUUGAGUUGAUUGCUUCUGAGAAUUUCACCUCCCGCGCUGUCAUGGAAUGCCUUGGAUCUGCGCUGACCAACAAGUACUCUGAGGGUCAGCCAGGAGCGCGCUACUACGGAGGAAACGAGGUGAUCGACAAGGUGGAGAAUCUCUGCAAGGACCGCGCAUUGAAGGCUUUCAGCCUGGAUGAGAAGGAGUGGGGUGUGAACGUGCAGCCAUACAGCGGCAGCCCCGCCAAUUUUGCCGUCUACACUGCCCUGCUGCCACCCCAUGCGCGUGUCAUGGGUCUGGACCUGCCAUCUGGUGGACACUUGACUCACGGUUAUUACACCGCCAAGAAGAAGAUUAGCGCCACAUCCAUCUACUUCGAGUCUCUGCCCUACCGCGUCCAUCCGGAGACGGGCUUGAUCGACUUCGAUGAGCUGCGCAAGACGGCCCUGGUCUUCCGCCCAGCCAUGAUCCUGUGCGGUGCUUCUGCCUACCCACGAGUGGUGGAUUUUGCCAAGUUCCGUGAGAUCGCAGAUGAGGUGGGUGCCUAUUUGAUGGCCGACAUUGCCCACAUCUCCGGCCUGGUGGCCACUGGUGAACACCCUUCGCCCUUCCCGUUCUGCGAUGUUGUGACCACCACCACCCACAAGUCCCUGCGAGGACCUCGUGCCGGCAUGAUCUUCUUCAAGUACACUGAGAAGCUGCCGGACAUCAAGGAGCGCAUCGACAUGGCGGUGUUCCCUGCUCUCCAGGGAGGUCCUCACAACCACCAGAUCGGCGGUUUGGCUGCUCAGCUGUUGGAAGUGGCCACCCCUGAGUUCAAGGAAUACUCCAAGCAGGUCAAGGCCAACGCUUCGGCCUUGGCCGAGGCCUUGAAGGCGAAAGGCCACAAGCUGGCCAGCGACGGCACGGACAACCACCUUGUGCUGUGGGACUUGCGCCCCCAUGGGCUCACCGGUGGAAAGAUUGAGAAGGUGUGCGAGCAUUGCUCCAUCACCCUGAACCGAAAUGCUGUGCACGGCGACGUGUCUGCCCUGAGCCCUGGAGGUGUUCGAGUGGGCGCUCCUGCCAUGACGACCCGCGGCUGCACCACCGCAGACUUCCAGAAGAUUGCGGACUUCCUGGACCGAUGCUGCAAGAUCGCGCUGAAGGUCCAGGAGGAGAAGGGUAAGAAGCUCAAGGACUUCGAGGCCGCCCUGCCAGGCAAUGCGGACAUCGAGGUGGGGAGCGAUUUUUCCCAGACUUGGAGGGGUUGA
This is a messenger RNA of Cladocopium goreaui, 1412 nucleotides long. Lineage: Eukaryota; Dinophyceae; Suessiales; Symbiodiniaceae. The record is from the annotation of a GenBank genome assembly.